AUGUCAUUACAUAAUCAAAAUAAAGAUUCCAUAGUCAAACAAUGGCUCUAUGGCACUCUAACCCAACCUCUUAUUCAAUCCAUCUUAAUUCCUGAUGCCACUGAUGUACAACUUUGGAAGGCCAUUGAAGACUUGUUUCGUGACAACAAAGAGGCCAAUGCAAUUGAACUCGAAAAUCAACUCCGCAAUAUUGUUAUUGGCGACUCCACAGUGAUGGAAUACUACACCCGAAUCAAGACAAUUUCUGACCUUCUAGCCAACAUCGGUUCAAAGGUACCUGAACGAACCCUAGUCACAUAUGCACUCAACGACUUAUCCUCCAAGUUCGAUCACAUUGCCACCACCAUUCGCCACAAAACCCCUUUUCCCUACCCUUCUCGAGAUGCGGUCCAUGCUUACAAUUGA
Molecule: messenger RNA, 405 nt
Organism: Lactuca virosa
Lineage: Eukaryota; Viridiplantae; Streptophyta; Magnoliopsida; Asterales; Asteraceae
Source: the annotation of a GenBank genome assembly